AUGCUCUUCCUCCGGGCAACCUCCUCCUUUCGGCCCUCUCUCGCCAGCACAAGUCCGACCGUCCUGCUCACCCGCCAGCUCUCCUCCCCCGUCAGCAAGAGCACCACCCGCACUCUCCGCGUCCCGUCCCUCUUCCGCCAUCCCGCGCGUCCCCUCGCUGUCGCCUUUGGCCUCUCCCUCCCUUUCCUCGCACCCUCUCGCCCGACCCUCAACGACUCUUCACUCGGCCCGGCCCAGUUGCCGUCAUUGAGCGGCCAGGGCGAAUCCUCGUCUCCGUUCUCGAGCUCUGCGCCGGAUGCAGCAACAGGAGGAAAGAAAGAUGUGCCGGUGUUCAAGGACGGGUCGUUGAACCCCGCGGCCGUCAAGCAGAUUAGUCUAGGGGGCAUGCUGGGAUUGGGGGCCGGCGUGUUGCUAAGUAUGUUCAGUCGCAUGCUGGUACUGGUGCUGGGUGUCGGAAUCGUGGUCUGGCAGUACGCGGCACGGAAAGGCUACAACAUCAUCCCAGUCGAGAGGCUGCAGCGGUACGCGAAAGGCGUGAAUGUUCGGAGUGCCAUCCAGCAGAACGUCGCGUUCAAGAUCAGCUUUGGACUCGUCUUCGCAUUAACGGCGUUCGGAGAAUUCUAG
Messenger RNA from Cyphellophora europaea CBS 101466, 624 nucleotides. RefSeq lists its product as uncharacterized. Lineage: Eukaryota; Fungi; Ascomycota; Eurotiomycetes; Chaetothyriales; Cyphellophoraceae. Bases 1 to 624 code for a protein of 207 amino acids. The record is from RefSeq and is a predicted model, not a curated record. The transcript is spliced from 2 exons.